UUUGCUUUAUACUGUCUUGCUAGCAAAACGUAAGGUAAGAAAGCUCAGCAGCAGCAGCAUUCUGUUCAAUUGCAGCUUGCUCAAUUGCUUGCCAUGGCAGAGCCCACAGCACCACCACCUGCGACGGCACCCGCAGCCGAGGAGGAGAAGGGCCCCUCAAAGCGCGCGCUCGAGAAGGCCGCCAAGAAAGCUGCCGCCAAAGCAAAGAAGGCCGAGCAUGCUCUGCGACCCAAGGAGCAGGCGAAGCCCGCCGCCAAAGCUGAGCCCGUGAGCAUGUUCGCCGAGGGCUGGCUGAAGCGCAUAUACGAAGAGAAGCCCGUCAAGGAGGUAUACACACGAUUCCCUCCCGAGCCCAACGGCUAUUUGCACAUCGGCCACUGCAAGGCCAUCGCCGUCAACUUUGGGUUCGCGAAACACCACAAGGGCGUGUGCUACCUACGAUACGACGACACAAACCCGGAGAAAGAGGAGGAGAAGUACUUCACAAGUAUCCUGGACAUCAUCAAAUGGCUGGGCUUCGAGCCAUGGAAGGUUACAUACAGCAGCGAUAACUUCGAUAAGCUGUAUGAGCUAGCGGAGGAGCUGAUCAGGAAGGACGGCGCAUACGUGUGUCACUGCUCGCGAGAGGAAGUCAACAUGCAGCGCGGCGGGCCAGACAACCGCGGCAAACGUUACGCCUGCGAGCACCGCACACGACCCACGGAAGAAUCGAUCACCGAGUUCCGCGCCAUGCGCGACGGCAAAUACAAGGCUGGCGAGGCGUACUUGCGCAUGAAGCAGAGCCUGACGGAUCCCAACGAAGGCAACCCACAGAUGUGGGAUGUGCCCGCCUACCGUGUCGUUGAGAACAACCACCACCACAGGACGGGCGACAGGUGGAAGAUCUACCCUACAUACGACUUCACACACUGCAUCUGUGAUGCGCUCGAGGGUAUCACACAUUCGCUGUGUACGGUCGAGUUCCGCCAGAGUAGGAUAUCGUAUGACUGGCUGCUGGAACAGCUCGACAUGAAGGUGCCCAAGUCGGAAGAGAAGGGUCCUAUGCAGAGAGAGUACGGUCGUCUGAGCGUGAAUGGGACCAUCUUGUCGAAGCGUCGCAUCUUGAUGUUGGUCGAGGGCGCAAAGGUCGGCGACAGGACAAUCCCACCGUCAGUUCGCGGCUGGGACGACCCACGUCUGUACACCAUGGUCGCGCUGCGCCGUCGUGGUAUCCCUGCGAAGGCGAUGCUCGACUUCGUCGAAGAACUGGGCGUCACCGACUCCUUCACCGACAUCGAAGCGCCCCGCUUCGAGGCCUCGAUCCGCAAACACCUCGAGCGCACCGUCCCGCGCCAGAUGCUCGUCCUCGAGCCUAUCAAAGUCGUUAUCGAAGACUUCGCCGCCGAAGACGACCAGGAUGUCACCGUCCCCUACGACCCCAAGGGCGGCAUCCCCGGCGAGCGCAAGGUCAAGGUCGGCAGCUCAAUCUACAUCGACCGCAGCGACUUCCGCGAGGAAGACGACCCGGAUUACUUCCGUCUUGCACCCAACAAGACUGUCGGUCUGUACAACGUACCUUUCUCCAUCCGCGCAACGUCUUUCGAGAAGGAUGCGAGCGGCAAGGUCACAGAGAUCAAGGCCGUCAAGGUCCCGUCGAGCGAGAGGCCGAAGGCGUAUAUCCAGUGGGUCGAUGCUGCGACGGGCAUCAAGGUCACGGCGCGCCAGUACAACUCGCUCUUCAAGACCGAGUCGCCCAACACAUUGAACUGGAAGGACGGCAGCUGGGCCGACGACCUCAGGCCGGACUCUGAGAUCAUCUACGAGGACGCGGUCAUUGAGCGGGGCCUGAACCAGUUGAUCAAGGCGAACAGCCUGAACCCGAGUGGGUCGAGUGAUGCGCUGGUCAGGUUCCAGGCGCUCCGCACAGCGUACUUCUGCGUCGAUGUUGAGUCGACCGAGGACAAGAUUGUGCUGAACCAAAUUGUCAGCUUGAGGGAGGACAAGGGCAAAUAAGUGGGUGUGUGUGGGUGUGUGUGGGUGGGUGGGGGUGUGUGCAUGGGUGCGUGUGCGUGCAUGGGUGCGUGUGCGUGAGUGCGUGUGCGUGGGUGCGUGGGUGCGUGUGUGUGUUGUAGUGGACAAGAGCAAGGCGUUUCGGGGGGGCGGGUAUGAUGAGCUGGAUGUCUUUACGACGAUAGAGAUCAAUUUCGACAAUCCUUGGUUACUUUCACCUGCUCAAAACACACGAAACGCUGGAUACGAGCCAAACAAAGCCUCUCAAGACUAC
Macroventuria anomochaeta is the source of this 2263-nucleotide messenger RNA. RefSeq names its product glutaminyl-tRNA synthetase. NCBI's taxonomy places the organism in Eukaryota, Fungi, Ascomycota, Dothideomycetes, Pleosporales, Didymellaceae. The record is from RefSeq and is a predicted model, not a curated record. Gene Ontology annotation, biological process: glutaminyl-tRNA aminoacylation; translation. The transcript has 3 exons. The coding region runs from base 94 to 1992 and encodes 632 amino acids. Gene Ontology annotation, molecular function: glutamine-tRNA ligase activity; ATP binding. Gene Ontology annotation, cellular component: cytoplasm; cytosol.